UCGUGCUGAAAUGUCACGUGUGUUGUGCUGUUUAAAAUUUAUUUAAGGUUAGCAGAAAGAAUAAUAAUUGUUACAUUGUUCUCAAUAAAAUUUAAAAAACGUUGAAAUGGAGGACCACGAUGAAUAUGAUGUUAUAUCUUCUGAACACGAUAAUUUAAUAAGUGCGAUUACAAAGUUGGAUAAAACGCAACAUAUUUCGGAACCUACUCGGAAUGAGCCCACAAAUCAGAAUUCUGAAUUUAAUUUGAUAAAGAAAUCUAAUAAAUUAGACCUUAGCCAAGUAGUGAAUGUGCUGAAGGACACAGCCCAACAUGCAAAAAUAACCAAAAGAUUAAAGAAUACACAGGAUAAGUCUAACGUACUUCCAAAGCCAUUAGAAAAGCCUCAAGCAGAACGUAUCAAAAGAUCUACAGGCUACGAUAUAACGAAGGAGAAAAUAACAAAAUGGGAUCCAGUAGUAGCAAGAAAUCGAACAGUAGACUUUGUGUCAUUUCCGCUUAAAUCUGCUAAAACCAAAAGGGAAUAUCCCACAAAAGUUAUUUUGUCCAAUCUAAAGUUAAAGUCGGCUCUUGAAAAAGAAUUGGAUGAAAUAGAUCCUCCUGUAGAAGCAGAUGAAGAAAUGGAAGAGGAAACAAGUUUCCCAAUGACUUAUGAGGAAAUGCUUGAGCACAGACAACAAUUGGCCAAACUGAGAGCUCAGCAAUCCUAUAAAGCUGCCAAAGCUAAACGACAGAGCAAGAUAAAAAGUAAAAAAUAUCACCGUAUCCUGAAAAAAGAAAGAUUGAAACAACAGCUAAAAGAAUUUGAAGACUUACAAACUAAAGACCCUGAAGAAGCUUUGAAGAAACUAGAAGAAUUAGAGAAGGCAAGAGCACUAGAGAGACACACUUUAAGGCACAAGAAUACUGGCAAAUGGGCUAAGAGUAAACUUGUUAGAGCCAAAUAUGAUAAAGAGGUAAGACAACAACUGGCAGAACAAUUAGCUGUCAGCAGAGGUUUAACACAUAAAACUCAAGAUACAGCCAGUACUGAUGAUGAAGCGGAUGAAAAUGAAGUAGUACCAGACCUAACUCUAGCCCAAGAUCCUAUGAACCCAUGGAUGAUGAAAAGACCUGAUAAGAGCAAUGUUGAUGAAGAAUUUAAUUUUGGAUACAAAAAGUAUUUAAAAGAGAAAAUGUACAAAAGGAAAGACGAUAGUGACAGUGAUGAAGAUAUGAAUGAACCUAGUGAUCUAUCUGACCUUAAAAAUAAUAUACUGAAAUUAGGUAAUGCAGUUGAAGUCGAUGAUUCUGGAAUGGAUGACAAAGGUAAUGCAACUGUAAGUGAGCAAGAAGAAACUGUUUUGGUUAAAGAACAUAAGCAAAUGCCUGAAAAUGUAGAUGAAAGAAAAGAAAGUAUUAAAACAAAAACAAUGAACAAAACAAAGAAUAAAAUUGGUAAACCUACUAAGAAAGUAGUAUCAACUACAACUUGGGUUGUUGAAGAAAUUAAUUCUGAUAGUAAGACUCAGACAAGGAACACAGAUGUUUCCAAAGUGUUUGAAAAAUUAGAAAACAAAAUUGCAAUUCAAGUUGACAAGAAGUUAGAGAAGCUGAGACAGCAAAUAAAGCAACUAGAAAAAACACCCAAAUCAAGUAAAAUUGGCAAACUGAAAAAGGAUGCCAAGGACAAUUUAGAGUCUUUGCAAUUUAAGAAAAAACAUCAAAAACCAAUAAUUGAUGAAGAAUUGAUAGAAACAGAUAAAAAUAAUGCUGAAGAUGUUCCACUAGAAAAUAAAAUACCUAUUAAACUCAUUAAAUCUUCAGAAACUCAACCAGAGACAAAAGCUAAUUCAGACAUUGAUCCAAAUAGGUUUAUAGAAGUGAAACCAAAAUAUUUGAAUACAGCUGUUCCUCAAGGAGAGAAUGAUUUAGAUGAACUUGAUGAUGAUGAGCAGAUUGUACCAAAAGUUGACAUUGAAGAAGUAUUUGAAGAGGAUGAUGUUGUUGCCAGUUUUCGACAAGAGAAGCAAGAUGAAAUAGACAAUGAGAGACCUAAAGAAAUAGACUUAAGCCUUCCAGGUUGGGGCAACUGGGGAGGAAAGGGUGUGAAAGUGCCUAAACGUAGAAAGAAUAGAUUUAUAUCUAAGCCAAUACCAAGACCAACGAGACGUGAUGAAAAUAAAGGUGAUGUUAUUAUCAAUGAAUUGCAGCUACCUCAGCUUAAAGCUCACAAGGUAUCUGAGUUGCCUUUCCCAUUUACAAGUGUGAGUGACUAUGAGGCAUCUAUCAGAACACCAAUAGGUAACACAUUUAUCCCUGAAACGGCUCAUCAAAAAUUAAUAAAACCAAGCGUUAUUACUAGAGCUGGCACAAUUAUUGACCCAAUGGAUGAAGAACAGCUGUUGGUGAAACGAAACUUAACAUUUAAGAAUGAGAAGGUCAUAAAUCUGUUAGCAAAAAAAUAAAAUAGGUAAUAAAUGUUUUACAAAA
Colias croceus (clouded yellow) is the source of this 2471-nucleotide messenger RNA. RefSeq names its product U3 small nucleolar RNA-associated protein 14 homolog A. The transcript has 3 exons. Gene Ontology annotation, cellular component: small-subunit processome; nucleolus. NCBI's taxonomy places the organism in Eukaryota, Metazoa, Arthropoda, Insecta, Lepidoptera, Pieridae. The record is from RefSeq and is a predicted model, not a curated record. Gene Ontology annotation, biological process: rRNA processing. The coding region runs from base 107 to 2446 and encodes 779 amino acids.